Miscanthus lutarioriparius is the source of this 711-nucleotide messenger RNA. Lineage: Eukaryota; Viridiplantae; Streptophyta; Magnoliopsida; Poales; Poaceae. The record is from the annotation of a GenBank genome assembly.
AUGGAUCCAGGAUUUCUCGCCAAGAUGAUGGGAGUGACGAGGGGAUUCUUCAACCUCCCGCUGGACGAGAAGCAGAAGUACUCCAACCUGGCGAACGGCAAGGAGUUCAGGAACGAAGGGUAUGGCAACGACAUGGUGCUGUCGGAGGACCAGGUCCUAGACUGGUGCGACAGGCUCUACCUCAUCGUGGAGCCGGAGUCCCGGAUCAUCCGGAGCCUCUGGCCGGCGCAGCCUCCUGCCUUCGCCGACGUCCUGCGCCAGUACACCGCCAGGUGCCGGGAGAUCGCCGGCGUCGUGCUCGCCAACGUCGCCAAACUGCUGGGUCUGCAAGAGGGCCGCUUCGUCGGCAUGAUGGACGAGGGAGUGCAGAAGCCCAACGACGAUGACGGCGUCUGGUACAACGUGCCCAUCGUCCCCAACGCGUUACUCGUCAACGUUGGAGACCUUACAGAGAUCAUGAGCAACGGCUUGUUCAGGAGCCCCAUGCACCGAGCGGUGACGAACGCCGAGAGCGACCGGGUGUCGCUGGCGAUGUUCUUCACGUUGGACACGGAGAAGGAGAUCGAGCCGCUGCCGGAGCUGGUGGACGACAAGAGGCCGAGGCGGUACAGGAAGACGACGACCAAGGAUUAUCUAGCGGUGCUGUUCGAGAGGUUCACUAGAGGGGAACGAGCCUUGGACACGGUGAAGAUCGACCUCAACGACGACUGA